Messenger RNA from Jatropha curcas, 871 nucleotides. RefSeq names its product gamma-interferon-responsive lysosomal thiol protein. Gene Ontology annotation, molecular function: oxidoreductase activity, acting on a sulfur group of donors, disulfide as acceptor. Lineage: Eukaryota; Viridiplantae; Streptophyta; Magnoliopsida; Malpighiales; Euphorbiaceae. The record is from RefSeq and is a predicted model, not a curated record.
CAGCUUAUCUUUGCUCAUCUCAAAAAAUCAAUAAAUAGAAUCAAACACAGCAUUCAUUCUACUUUAAAGAAGAUUGAAAAUGGCUUCUCUAAUUCCGUCGUCGCCGUUAAUAUUCGUUUUCUUUCUUCUUCUUACUAAUUAUUUCGCAUCUCCUUCAGCUUCAAUUAGCAGUGAAAAUGCUGUGACCCUGUCUUUGUACUACGAAACUCUGUGCCCUUAUUGUGCAGAUUUCAUAGUCAAUCAUUUGGUGAAGGUGUUUGAUGAAGGACUUAUCUCCAUUGUUAAUCUCAGGUUGAUUCCUUGGGGCAAUGCUUUUGUGCAAUCCGAUGCUACCUUCGUUUGCCAGCAUGGACCAAAUGAAUGCUUCCUGAAUGCCAUUGAAGCUUGCGCCAUAACCAUCUAUCCUGAUGUGGAGACGCAUUUCAGACUUAUACACUGCAUAGAACGUCUUUCCUUAGAGAAUAAACUCAAUGAGUGGGUUAAUUGCUUUGAAAUGGCUGGGCUUGGGAAGGAACCCAUUGAUUGCUACACAAGUGGAUAUGGCAAUGUGCUUGAGCAACAAUUUGCUGCUGAGACUGCCCAGCUUAAUCCACAACAUAGAUUUGUACCAUGGGUUGUUGUAAAUAAUCAACCUCUCCAAGAGGAUUUCAAGAAUUUUGUGGGGUAUGUAUGCAAGGCUUAUCAAGGCACUCAAGUACCAGAGGCAUGCAAGUCUUUGUCCAUGGAGAUGGAGACCAAUUCACUAUGGAAGGCAAAUCCCAUUAGUGAAGUUUGCUUUGCACCCAAAACAGGCAACUUCACAUCACCACUGGCACCAAAAAUAAGAGCCUUGUGAUCAUAAAAAGAUAACCUAUGACUAACAACUAAGAUG